AGGCCCGAGCAAGAGGGGAAUGGGGCCAGGCAGCUCAGCUGAGUACCGAUCUGACCGAUCGGGAUUCGUCCUCGGGGCUCGGUGAGAGACAGAGCAGCCGGCGGUGGCCAUGGCGCUGCUCCAGCGCGGCCGCUGCUGUGGAGCCGCCGCCACGACGAGCCUGAGGCGGCUGGUGCUGGGGCGGGUGUGUGAAAGCCAUGUGUCUAGCCAGUACAAAGCAUCAAGUUCUUUGCCAGAUGAAAAGAAGGAGUUUCUGCAAAAUGGCCCUGAUUUGCAAGAUUUUGUAUCGGGGGAUUUUUCUGACAAGAGCAUAUGGGCUGAGUAUAAAGGCAAUUUAAAACGCCAGAAGGGAGAAAGGCUGCGACUUCCUCCAUGGCUAAAAACUGAGAUUCCCAUAGGAAAGAACUAUAAUAAACUGAAGAGUACACUGCGAAGUUUAAAUCUUCAUACUGUGUGUGAGGAAGCACGAUGUCCCAACAUUGGAGAGUGCUGGGGAGGGGGUGAGUAUGCUACUGCUACAGCAACUAUCAUGUUGAUGGGUGACACAUGUACAAGAGGUUGCAGAUUUUGUUCAGUAAAGACAGCAAAAAAUCCACCUCCAUUGGAUCUUAAUGAACCCUACAAUACAGCAAAAGCUAUAGCUGAAUGGGGCUUGGAUUAUGUUGUAUUGACAUCUGUAGACAGAGAUGAUAUUCUAGAUGGCGGAGCAGAACAUUUUGCAAAAACUGUAUCACACUUGAAGGAAAGGAAUUCAAAAAUUCUAGUAGAAUGUUUAACCCCUGAUUUUCGAGGGGACCUUAAAGCAGUGGAGAAAGUUGCCUUGUCAGGACUAGACGUAUAUGCCCAUAAUGUGGAAACUGUUCCAGAGUUACAGAGGAAAGUACGUGAUCCUCGAGCCAAUUUUAAGCAAUCCUUACAAGUUUUGAAGCAUGCUAAGAAGGUCCAGCCUGAUGUAAUUUCUAAAACCUCCAUUAUGCUGGGAUUAGGCGAGACAGAUGAACAAGUAUAUUCAACAAUGAAAUUAUUACGUGAAGCAGAUGUGGACUGUUUGACCUUAGGACAAUACAUGCAACCAACAAAACGUCAUUUAAAGGUUGAGGAAUAUGUUACCCCUGACAAGUUUAAACACUGGGAAAACGUGGGAAAUGAGCUUGGAUUUCAUUACACAGCUAGUGGUCCUCUAGUGCGCUCCUCCUAUAAAGCAGGUGAAUUUUUCUUGAAGAAUUUAGUAGAGAAAAGGAAGACAAAGGUUAUCUGAAGGUGGAAGUGGACCCAUUUUAAGUCACCUACAGCUUUAAAGAUUCAUUUUUCAUAAGUUCAAUUAAUUCCAAAAAUACAGCAUCCCACAUCGCGGAAUGAUGAAUGAAAUUAAUAUUUCUAGAACACUGCUCCCUUGACAAAACAAUUGACAUUAAUUUGCCUAGUUCUUCUUAGUUUCCAUAAAAUUACAGCUACAUGGUACUUUAGUGUUCAGUGAAUCAUCAAAAGCCUUAGCUUUAGAAUGUAUCAAAACAGCGACUCUGAUUUGGUGAGCAGGGGAAUUAUGAGGAAAAAUAAAGAAAAAUGACACAUAUGUAAACAAAAAUGGAUGGAUUGUGAAAUCUGGUAUAGUGUAUUAAAUGCUGAAAUAAAGAAAAAAAAUCUUGCCACCUG
Mauremys reevesii (Reeves's turtle) is the source of this 1653-nucleotide messenger RNA. It is a transcript of the gene LIAS, whose product is annotated as lipoic acid synthetase. Gene Ontology annotation, molecular function: 4 iron, 4 sulfur cluster binding; lipoate synthase activity. Gene Ontology annotation, cellular component: mitochondrion. The coding region runs from base 110 to 1258 and encodes 382 amino acids. NCBI's taxonomy places the organism in Eukaryota, Metazoa, Chordata, Testudines, Geoemydidae. Gene Ontology annotation, biological process: lipoate biosynthetic process. The transcript is spliced from 11 exons. The record is from RefSeq and is a predicted model, not a curated record.